GGAAAUGAGUAAACAAACGCAACUAGUGUUGCUCUCCUGCAAUAUGAUGCUGAAUAAUUUUCAGUGGAGAUCUAUUCGAACAGACCAGAUUUAAUAUGUAAACAAAACAAAUCAGACUACCAGUGCUUUUUACAAAGUUUGCAAAAUGUUUUAUGACCAAUCCUGUGCAUUGUGUUUACAAAAAUCCGGUGCGUGUGAUAAUCAAAUAAAUUUCGAUUCUGAUGAUGAGCAAUCGGUAAAUGUGCGAGAGGUAAUUAAAAAACACUUCAAGGAAGAGCUCAGUAUGUUGCCCUUUUUAUCCAACAAAGUAGUUUGCAUUGAAUGCUGGGAAUUGCUUCAUCCUUUUCAUGAAUUUUACGUACGUGUACAGAAGGCGCAUUUGGCGGCGAGCAGCAAGCUUAAGACUUUGCAAGAAUUAGAGAUUGUGGUUACUGAAAGUAAAUCAGAGACAGAUGCGCUUGAAAAUCUGGAGAAACAUCUGGGGAGUGAGCCACUUUCUUUACGGGAAUGUGCUGUUGACACUGAAAAGUUGAUUUCUCCAUGUAGCGCUAUAAGUGAAGACAGCCAACAACUCAGUGUAAAUUUAGAAAUGCAAAGCAUAAGGAGCGAAACUAUGCAAGAUGGCACAAUAGAAUCAAACUGUGUACCGCAGUUGUCUGAAGAUGAAGAAAAUAACUCAGGGAGAGAAGAGGAUGACAUCGGAUGUCGAAUUCCUCCAAAAAGAAAACGGCUGGCUAAAAGGCCUAAAAAAAUAAGACUGACAGAACAAGAAAAUGACCUUAAGAAAAGGAAUACGCAGCGAAAUAAAACAGCAGAAAGUGAUGAAUUUAUAGCGCAAAAUUUUAAAUUAAAAUGCUGUAUCUGUUGCAAAUCUCUUACAGAUUUCAGAGAAUUAAAACGUCACUUCCGCGAAGAGCACCAAACUAAUGGGUAUGUUAAGUGCUGUGGCAAGAAAUUACUUAACCGCGGUGUACUAGUUGACCAUAUUCAAGUUCACAUCAAUCCAGAAUACUUCAAAUGUAAACACUGCGAGAAGGUACUAUGCGAUCGAAGCGGUCUCGAGGCACAUGAGCAAUUUUUCCAUGGUUCUAAGGAACGCAUUUAUCAGUGCGACAUUUGCCGUAAAAGCUUUUUUAGCCGUAAAAUUUUAACUCGACAUCAUUUAAUACAUGCCCCAAAAGAACAAAAAAAUAUUAAAUGCCCGCAAUGUGAUAAAAGAUUCUGCAAUCAAUACAUGAUGAAACAACACCUUGCGCUUGUUCAUCUAAAUUUGUAUGCUAAGAUAUGCGACAUUUGCGGCAAGUCCUUAAAUGGGAAACAAGCUUUUCGAUGGCAUCAGGAGGAACAUGCUGGCGUAUCAAGGUCCUUAAUAAAGUGCACAUUAUGCAAUACAGAGCUGAAAACAAAAUAUGGCUUAGCGCGGCACAUGAAAACAAUGCACACCGAAGAAUACCAAACGCCUCAAGUCUGUCCAAUUUGCUUUAAAGUGUCUCCAACCUUACGGGCCCACAAAAGCCACAUUGAAUAUAUGCAUAGCGCAGAGAAAAAACAUGUAUGCAAACUUUGUGAUAAAGCUUUCAAAUUGCCAAAAUGCUUGCGAGAACACAUGGCAACACACACUGGAGAAGUUUUGUAUACCUGUACAUUUUGUCCGCAAACGUUCAACUCUAAAUCGAAUAUGUACUCUCAUCGCAAACGCAAGCAUCCAAAGGAAUGGUCAGAAAAGUGUGCAAAGAAAACCCUCCUUGUAGAGUAAGACCACAGAUAAUAGUAAUAGGGGGCUACCAAUGUCUUUACAAUAAGCUUUUCCGAACGUUGAAGACUAUUCAAACGGCGCCUUGGUGUUGUAACACAAAGGGGAGGGACCUAGA
Messenger RNA from Rhagoletis pomonella (apple maggot), 1871 nucleotides. RefSeq names its product transcription factor grauzone-like. Gene Ontology annotation, molecular function: DNA-binding transcription factor activity, RNA polymerase II-specific; zinc ion binding; RNA polymerase II cis-regulatory region sequence-specific DNA binding. The transcript is spliced from 4 exons. Gene Ontology annotation, cellular component: nucleus. Lineage: Eukaryota; Metazoa; Arthropoda; Insecta; Diptera; Tephritidae. The record is from RefSeq and is a predicted model, not a curated record. Gene Ontology annotation, biological process: regulation of DNA-templated transcription. Bases 146 to 1756 code for a protein of 536 amino acids.